Molecule: messenger RNA, 4624 nt
Organism: Alligator mississippiensis (American alligator)
Lineage: Eukaryota; Metazoa; Chordata; Crocodylia; Alligatoridae
Gene: WLS
Product: Wnt ligand secretion mediator
Exons: 12
Coding region: 146-1771 (541 amino acids)
Biological process (GO): intracellular protein transport; Wnt signaling pathway; Wnt protein secretion
Cellular component (GO): endomembrane system; organelle membrane
Molecular function (GO): Wnt-protein binding
Source: RefSeq, a predicted model, not a curated record
CACAUGCAGCCGAGCAGCGGCCACAAUCACGGCUCUCGGCGCAGGGGGAGCCAGCUGCGGGCCGGCCCGGGCGAUCCGUGCGGGGCUGCCGCCCGCCUCCCGCCGCUGCGAGCCGGGCAGGGGCCGCGGGCCGAGCCGGGCAAACAUGGCUGGGGCAAUCAUCGAGAACAUGAGCACCAAGAAGCUGUGCAUCGUCGGGGGGGCGCUGCUGGCUUUCCAAGUCGUCGCUUUCCUGGUGGGGGGGCUCAUCGCUCCAAGUCCCACUUCAGCUGUGCCAUACGUGUCAAUCAAAUGCAUUGAUGUACGAAAAAACCACCACAAAACCAAAUGGCUAAUGCCGUGGGGACCUAACCAGUGUGAGAAGAUCAAAGACUUUGAUGAGGCAGUGAGCAGGCAAAUAGAGGCCAAUGAUAUUGUGUUUGCUGUCCAUAUUCCUCUCCCCCCCAAUGAGAUGAGCCCCUGGUUCCAGUUCAUGCUCUUCAUCUUGCAGCUGGAUGUUGCUUUUAAGAUGCAUAAUGUCAUACAAGAUAAUGCAGAGAUUACGCUUGAUGUGUCCUUGGCAUAUCGUGAUGACAUGUCUAGUGAAUGGAAAGAAAUGGCACAUGCGAUAGAGACACGAAAACUAAAAUGCGCCUUUCAUUCUCCAAAAACGCCAGAAUCUGAAGGCCGUUACUACGACUGUGAUUUGCUCCCUUUCAUGGAGAUUGGAAGCGUGGCUCACAAAUUCUACCUCAUCAAUAUUCGACUCCCUGUGAAUGAAAGGAAGAAAAUUAAUUUAGGAAUUGGAGAAAUAAAGGAUAUUCGUUUGGUGGGUAUCCAUCAAAAUGGAGGUUUCACAAAGGUGUGGUUUGCCAUGAAAACCUUCCUCACGCCCAGCAUCUUAAUUAUCAUGAUCUGGUAUUGGAGGCGGAUCAAAAUGAUGACGCGUGCUCCUGUCUUGCUGGAAAAGGUUAUAUUUGCUCUUGGGAUCUCCAUGACGUUCAUAAACAUCCCAGUAGAAUGGUUUUCCAUUGGAUUUGACUGGACUUGGAUGUUGCUCUUUGGAGAUAUUCGACAAGGAAUCUUCUAUGCCAUGCUUCUGUCAUUUUGGAUCAUCUUUUGUGGAGAGCAUAUGAUGGAUCAAAAUGAGCGGAAUCGUCUCUCUGGGUACUGGAAACAGGUUGGACCCAUAGCUGUUGGUUCCUUCUGCCUUUUCAUCUUUGACAUGUGUGAGAGAGGGGUACAGCUGAAAAAUCCAUUCUACAGUAUCUGGACAACAGAUGUUGGCACGGAGCUGGCUAUGGCAUUUAUUAUAGUUGCAGGAAUCUGCCUUUGCCUCUACUUUCUGUUCUUGUGUUUCAUGGUCUUUCAAGUAUUCAGAAACAUCAGUGGGAAACAGUCCAGUCUCCCAGCAAUGAGCAAGGCUCGCAGACUUCAUUAUGAGGGGCUGAUUUUUAGGUUUAAGUUUCUGAUGCUCAUCACUUUGGCUUGUGCAGCAAUGACAGUCAUCUUCUUCAUUGUCAGUCAGGUGACGGAAGGCCACUGGAAAUGGGGGGACCUCACAAUACAAGCGAACAGUGCUUUCUUCACGGGCAUCUAUGGGAUGUGGAACCUUUACGUCUUUGCUCUUAUGUUCCUAUAUGCUCCAUCACACAAGAAUUAUGGUGAAGAUCAAUCAAAUGGUGACCUGGGAGUGAACAGUGGGGAAGAGCUGCAGCUCACCACCACCAUCACCCACGUUGAUGGACCAACAGAAGUUUACAAACUGGCUCGGAAGGAGGCCCAGGAAUAACUCCAAGAACACCUCAGCUUGCAGACAAAGUGAAGUACAGUACCCAGAAUGAUGCGGCAUCUUUCUUGAUGAAACGUCUGAAAUAACUCACUGUAAAAAUGCCCAGUAUUUAUAGCAUAUUUUCACAGAGCAGUGGCACUCAAUAGGACAUUUGUAAACUUUCUUUUAAUAUGGUGUAGUUAUACUGGGGGGAGGGAUAUGUAUUCUCUACUGCACACGCAGCUAUGCUAGAAAAACUCUAAGGUUACAAAGUCGACGUUCAAAAGUUAGGUGGUACCAGAGCUCAGCUGGUCUGUGCAGCCUUAAUUUGGCCCCCCUGUGUGUAUGCAUCACAAUGUGGUCACGUAUUGCUCCCGCCCUUCUACACCUCAGCCCAGCCCCUGCCAAAUCCAUGCACAGAGUAUUAUUCUUUGUGCAAUGUCUUACUUGAAUGAUCUCAAACUGAAAUCAAUGACAUACAUUAAGUUACAUUAUUGUGUAGGCACAUUGACCCUCAGAAUUGAAUCAUCAGCCACAUUCAGGGCUUUGGAUUUGUGUGACUUUGAGCUAAGGGCAUUUGGCAACAGGGGGAGUAGGUUGUUGUCCUGUAUGUGGACUGACUGCUAGGAAGCUUUGCCAGUAACUGCCCCCUCACUCCCAUCCUUUUCACUGCACUUUCCCAACCCUUUCUGGUUUCCCCCAACUGGCUUCUUGCUGCUAUAUUCCAGUGUGGCUCAUUCACUUCUGUGAUGUCUAGGUGCCAGCGGGGAGUGAAGGGGUGACAGUCUCUGUGCUCUCUGUUCCUAGACCUGACCUCAGAGCUACCUGUAGAAGCUGGGAGGAAUAAUGCAGCAAGGUCCUCUUUAGCCCCUGCAACUCCAGGGGUAGAGGUGUGUUCUUUGGAGAAUCUAGCUGCCCCAUUUCAACUAGUGUCCGUACAAGAGCUCUGUUUUUUUCAGAACUUAUGGGAGCAGUAAAUGGGGAAAAGAUGGCUGGGAGGAGGGGACUGGGAGAAAGUGUCCGAAGUAGAGGGAUGCAAAGAUGAAAUGGGGUUGGUGCAGCAGGGGAUAAGAAUCGGGGUGGGGUGGCAGUCACGGACAGGUCUGUGCCUGCUGGAGCACAUGACCCUCAGAACCUGGAGUGUUGCAUUCCUCUGCUGUCAGGAAGCAUCUACGAGAUCUGGCUAAUAAUGCUCACUCACCCUUCAGGCUUGGUCCACCUAGAUGACAAUCUACUUCCUCAAAUGGCAGAGAUUUGCAUUUUGAAAUUAAAGGGUGCCUAUACACAAGCAGCGAGGCUGCUACAAUGCGCUGUAAUUACAACAAGUUAGAGCAGACUCGAUUAAUCAGGUCUGCUGGAGCGUGGUAAUUACCCCACUCCAGCAGACUCCAGCAUCUCAUAUAUUCAUGUCCCCAUGCUUAAAAAUGGCAGUGGGGGCACUUUUAACUAAAGCUUGUUGAACGACCUUUAGUUAAAGCACCCCCACCAUGAUUUUUAAGGGCAGGGAUGUUGAUGCAUGAGAUGCUCUAGGCGCUUUCAUUAGUGCAGCGCUUGGAGCCACUUUUAUUAAAGCAUCCCCCGCCCUCCCAGAGCCCGUGUAUAAAGGUUCCAAAUUUGCUGAUAACUUUUGUAGAAAGUUCUUCAUGUAAAACUUUUUUUUUCCCCCCCCAAUUAUUUUUGAGUUCUGGGAAAGUGCAGGCAUGCACGCGCAUGUGCAUUCUGUUAGGAGAACACUAAGGUUACCAAGUCAAGCAUUCAGAAGCUAGGAAAUGCUGUGAUGAAGGUUGCCUGUGUAACCUUAAUGCAGCACUCUCUUUAGAUGCUGUCUUAUUAGAAUACUGUCUUCAACUGCGUGAUCAGUGUGAUUGUUUUCCUGCAGGAGCCUUGCCUCAGUGAAGCAUAGGACAGUAUAUGCGCUGUGGAUGAAUCGAGGAUGUGUAGCGAAGAAUGUCCUUGUGUGUAAAACCACUGUCAUUCGCGUUGUCCCUGGUUCCAGCUGGACCAUAUUUGCAAAUGUGUUCUGCACUGAACAGCUCCAGCUGAAGUCAAACAUGGCUGAGCUUUAAGCACAAGGGCUAGUACAAAAAUGCUAAAUAAUCUUAAUCAGGCUUUAGAUCUCAGUUUGGGCAUCCACAAUUAUCAAAGGCUUUUGACAGUUUUAGCCAUAACUUCUGUGCGUCAGUCUCCCAUCUGUAAAAUGGAGGUGAAGUUUAUCUAUAUUUGCAGUGGUGUUUGUGUUGGCUACUAUGGCUAACAGCAUAGGAACACCCAGGAACAAAUUAAUUUUCACCUAGUGCUAGGUUCAUUUGUCUCCAGGAAGGACUACACUUUCAAAAGAGGAUGAUAACAUAACAUUAAGAAGUAAGGUUCCUGUAGAGAAAAGUAGUGUUCAGUAAUGUAAUUGAUUAGUAUCAUCAUGCAUAUGCAAAAGGACACCAAAUUAAGGUUACCCAGGCAACUGUACGUGUGACUUUUUGUAAUUUUUGAAUGUUUGACUUUGCCACUUGAACAUUCUUUUUAACAGAUUUUUAUGUAAUAUUUAUGUACUUUGAAUAAAUGCCUUCAUGAAUUCUUUUAUAGUUUAGUGUAACAUUUGUAUUUUGUAAAGGUUCUUUACAAAAAGGGCAUUGCAGCUUUAAAACCAAAUCUUGUGCGUCUCACACUAACAAGUCUGUUACGAUGUAGAUAUCUUUUUCUGUUUGCAUAACUACUUAUCCCUACUUAUAUGUCCCAGAAACAGUCCAUGGGUCUCAUUAAAAUGUGUUUUCUUUUUUGUUUGGUUUUGUUUAGGAUGUGUUCACUUUUUACAAAAUGCUUUAAGCAACCUGGAAAAAUGUAGAUUCGUUAAUUUAAAUAAAAUAUACAAUGUUGUGA